This is a messenger RNA of Oppiella nova, 714 nucleotides long. Lineage: Eukaryota; Metazoa; Arthropoda; Arachnida; Sarcoptiformes; Oppiidae. The record is from the annotation of a GenBank genome assembly.
AUGCAGGAAAAUGUUGGCCUUAUGUCAUGCAAUGACGCCACGCUCUUGGAUCAGGAGAACUAUCACAUCCUUCAGCUAUUCUUCUCCGAUAAGAAAUAUUACCAAAAAAUAGUGGAUCUCAUGCACGAGAUUUCUCGCUACACAGCUUAUGGCCAGUGUAUGGACACAGCCUCCCAUCCCCCCAACCAAAAGCCACAGUUCCAUCUGUUUACGCAGUUACGAUACGACAGUAUUGCCAAAUACAAGACGGCCUACUACUCAUUCGUCUUACCCGUUAGGCUCGCGAUGUAUAUGUCAUCACUUGAUUCAGAAGAAGAGCACAAGACUGCAGAGGAAAUACUCCUCAAAAUUGGACACUUGUUUCAGGUGCAGGACGACUAUCUGGACUGUUAUGGAGACCCGGCUAUUAUUGGCAAAAUAGGCACAGAUAUAGAGGAGGGAAAGUGCAGUUGGCUUAUCAUAUCUGCCUUCAAACUGUGUGAUCAAAAACAGAGGGCUAUUAUUGAGGAGAAUUGUGGCAUAAAAGACGGCGAUUGUGUCCGAAGAGUGAAAGAAGUUUAUAACGAACUCAACCUUAAAGACCACUUCAAGAAAGAAGAGGAAAGGCUUUACAAAGAGAUUUGUCUUAUGAUUGAGAGCUUGAAAAAUGAGAUUCAAUUGAGUCCUCAAAUAUUCACUGAGUUUUUGGAGACAAUUUAUCAAAGAGAAAAAUAG